Messenger RNA from Colletotrichum phormii, 561 nucleotides. RefSeq lists its product as uncharacterized. Bases 112 to 399 code for a protein of 95 amino acids. The transcript has a single exon. The record is from RefSeq and is a predicted model, not a curated record. NCBI's taxonomy places the organism in Eukaryota, Fungi, Ascomycota, Sordariomycetes, Glomerellales, Glomerellaceae.
GACAGAUCCGGUAGAGAAUCUUUCCAUCGAUGCUGAUAAGCGGGAGACCAUUUUAGAGGAUGGCCGAGUUUCAUUUGGAGCCAGGUUCCGAAACUUUCUGAUGGAUGAUGGAUGUGUGUUUGGUUACUAGAUUUGGUUGGACGGAAUUGUACUCUGUACACGCACACCCGCACACACACUCUCUUUCUCUCUUUCUCUCUUUCUCUCUUUCUGUUCCUGCGCUCUCACUCAGAUAGGUAUUUGGGCAUCUCAUCCAAGGGGCGAUUCGGAGUAGUCCAGGUGGGAUUCUAUCUGUCUGUGCCUGACUGGCACAUUGUGUUCAGGUUCUCCUCACAUUCCUUACCUUUUUGCUCGCCGCUAGAGAUAGAUGCCUUGGCCCAGUUCACGUAUCUAACUUAACCUUGCCCCAACUUGACACACUUUUGCCAGCGCGCUGUGCUGAUAGUUUAUUACGUCUCAUCCAUCAAUCCAAUGUGCAGCUCCAUCGUGCCGAUGGAAACAUAGGGAACUUGGAAGGCAGUACAUUGGAAUAAGACAGAUCGGAUUACAGAGCAGGCAUGG